UGUAGCCUUGCACGCAUUCCUGCUCCGCUCAACAAAUUCGUUAGUUUCUCUAUUUCAUGCUCGUUUCUUGCUGGAAAUACUUGUACAUAUCCAUUACCCUUGCCAUUGCCAGCGCCAACGCCACUGUUGCCAUUUUGUUUGCCAGUCCCAUUGUCAUUGCCACUAUUGCCAUUGUUGUUGCCGCUAUUGCUACUGCCACUGCCACUAUUGCCAUUGUUUUUGCCGCUAUUGCUAUUGCCACGUCCACUAUUACUAUUGCCAUUGCCACUAUUGCCAUUGUUGUUGCCGCUAUUGCCACUGCCACUGCCACUGCCACUAUUGCCAUUGUUGUUGCCGCUAUUGCUAUUGCCACGUCCACUAUUACUAUUGCCAUUGUUGUUACCUCUAUUGCCACUGCCACUAUCAAUAUUGUCAUUGUCGUUGUCGUAGCCCUUGCCAUUGGUUGCUGCAGUAGUAAUGUGAAGGUAACUAAGUCCCAAAAUCAUCAACAACAACAAAGUCAUAGAUGUCAGUACUACUUCUUUUGCCAUGGUUUAACUAAUUAUAAGUUGGCAAUUGUAUAAUAAAAGUGUGUGAUGAUGGAAAAAAUAAAAUGAAAUUAACCACUUCUGUUGAUGUUGUGUUUGCUUCAAUAACAUUAAUUAGUUCAGUGUUUAUAUAGAAAAAAUUUAACAAUUA
Molecule: messenger RNA, 678 nt
Organism: Solanum lycopersicum (tomato)
Lineage: Eukaryota; Viridiplantae; Streptophyta; Magnoliopsida; Solanales; Solanaceae
Source: RefSeq, a predicted model, not a curated record